AUUCACUAUCAGAGUAGAAGAUUUGAUGUUGGCUCUGGAAACAAUUAGAAAAACAAAAGUUUUAAGCAGAUGAUAAAUUGAAUGACUCUCCAAUGUUAGUUCUUUGAGGGGCACAAUCAUUUUAAAAUCUCUGAAAGAUCUAUCAUUUUAUAGCCAUGUCUAAAUUAUCUUAAGAAAUUUUUUAAACCAAGGGAAGAGAAAGUAAAUCACGAUUCUGUCUUUUUCAAAAACAACCUGAAUAUGGUAGUGAGGCUCGAUUUUAUUAUUGGUAGUUUGUGGCAGAAUCUCUUUUUGUAGUACCUGUUGUCUACCAUAAUUAUAAAGAAUGUUUUCAGGUUCUAGCCAAGUACACCAUUAGAAUGAAAAAAUGGUUACGGUGUGUUACUUCAACAGCAGGAAGCUGAGUCUGAAAGACCAAAUGAACUUUAAUCACUGAUGAUUAUUUAAAAUAAAAUGUUUAAUUGUUUAAGAUCCGAUGGUGUCACUAUGACUAAGCAUCCAUGUUCCUGAUGAUCUAUGAGGAAGUAGCUACAAUCUAAUAAAUGUUGAAACCAGGCUUUUCAGAUGUGUUAGCUCAUCCUGUUCCUACUUCUUGCUGUUUAUUUUGAGGGGAAUUUUAGGUUGUUUUGUCCUCCCUAGUAAAAUGAUUGCAGAAAGAAAAAUUACUCAUUUGAGAAAGAUUUGGAAUAUACCCUACUUCCAUUGAAUCUAAGAUGUCAUCAGUUGUAAGUCACAUCUUGAUUCUGUGUACCUCUAAGAAAUAAAAUGCUGCUAGUUAAAAUAUGAUAUGCCACUAAUUAUAUUCAGAUACUUCUUGAUAACAGGAGUAUUAAAACAAGCAUCUCAGAAUCAGUGGAAUAUGGUAAUCUCUUGAGCUAGGUCUUAUGCUUUUGUUCCCCCGUGGCUACAAAUUUCAGUUUUCAAAAAAGGAAAAUAAACUUAAUUUGAAUAUUUUGGCUAUGGAAACAUAGCUUUCCACCAUGAAAAGAAGGGCAACCCCUUCGGGUCCCCUCCCAUUGUGAGAGCUUUUCUGUCCUCUCAAUAAAUCUGCUUUCUAAAACAAAAGCUAGCUUCAUGAGCCAGGCGUUUUGUCUUCAGGUUGGUUGAAUGCCACCAAGCAGUCUAGUGGCCCGGAGACGCUGACCUCCCUGUGCGAUGCCUGGCACUCAGGGGUAUCCUGGUGGCCUAAAAAAUUUUUCUCUUCUGUGAAGGGCUUUAAUCUUCAUCACAGGCUACUGUGUAGCAUCACGUUUACGUUGUAUAUCUAGAGAGUGCACAAAGGUGCGGUUGUGUACAUUUGUCCCUUAAUAUGUAUUGGUAUAGGAUUUGGAAUCUUCAUGUUGAAACCCUAAAUGCGCAGUAGAAAAAAAAAAUGAACGAUUUCUAAUUUUAGGUGUUCAGCCUAGCACCAAAACCAAAAAAAAAAGCAAAAGCCAUGCACAAAACUACCUCCCGGAGAAAGGCUGGUCCCUUGUCUUGCCCGUCCGUUUGACCAUGAACAUAGAGAAUAGCCCGUUCUUAUCAAACCUGAUGAAGAGCGCCAACAUGUUUGAACUGAAAUACGACCUUUCGUGCGAACUGUACCGGAUGUCCACGUAUUCCACGUUUCCUGCCGGAGUUCCCAUCUCCGAAAGGGGUCUGGCUCGUGCUGGUUUCUAUUACACGGGUGUGAACGACAAGGUCAAGUGCUUCUGUUGUGGCCUGAUGCUGGACAACUGGAAACACGGAGACAAUCCCGUCGAAAAGCAUAAAAAGCUGUAUCCUAGCUGUAGCUUUGUUCAGACUCUGAAGUCAGUUAACACCCUGGACGCUCCUACCUCUCAGCCCGUGUCUCCUUCUUCGGUAACAAGUUCCACACCUUUGUUCCCUCCAAGUUCGGAGAACAGCGGCUAUUUCAGCGGCUCUUACGUCAGCUUCCCAUCACAUCCUGUCAACUCCCGAGCGAAUCAGGACUCUGCCUUGAGGACAAGUCCCUACCACGGUGCAAUGAAUACCGAAAAGGCCAGACUGCGUACUUAUCAGAUGUGGCCGCUGACCUUUCUGUCACCAACAGAUCUGGCCAAGGCAGGCUUCUACUACAUCGGACCCGGAGACCGAGUAGCCUGCUUUGCCUGCGGCGGGAAGCUGAGCAACUGGGAGCCGAAGGACGACGCGAUGUCCGAGCACCUGAGACACUUUCCCCGCUGCCCGUUUCUGGAAAACCAGCACCAACACCCUGCGAGGUACACGGUUUCGAAUCUGAGCAUGCAGACACACGCAGCCCGCUUCAGGACGUUCUUCAACUGGCCCUCCAGCAUCCUGGUACACCCCGAGCAACUUGCAAGUGCCGGGUUUUAUUACAUGGGUCACAGUGAUGAUGUCAAGUGCUUCUGCUGUGACGGCGGACUCAGGUGCUGGGAAUCCGGGGACGACCCGUGGGUGGAGCACGCCAAGUGGUUUCCAAGGUGUGAAUAUUUGAUAAGAAUUAAAGGACAAGAGUUCAUCAGUCGCGUUCAAGCCAGUUACCCUCAUCUACUGGAACAGCUGUUAUCUACAUCAGAGACUCCAGAAGACGAAAACCCAGAAUCACCAAUUAUUCAUUUUGAACCUGGAGAAAAUCCUUCAGAAGAUGCAGUGAUGAUGAACAUACCUGUGGUGAAAUCUGCCUUGGAAAUGGGCUUUAGUCGAAACCUGGUAAAACAGACAGUUCAGAGUAAAAUCCUAACAACGGGAGAGAAUUACAAAACCGUCAGUGAUCUGGUAGUGGAUUUACUUAAUGCGGAAGAUGAAAUAAGAGAAGAGGAGAAAGAAAGAGCCACUGAGGAAAAAGAAUCGGAUGAUCUAUUAUUAAUCCGGAAGAAUAGAAUGGCACUUUUUCAACAUUUGACUUGUGUGAUUCCAAUCUUGGAGAGUCUACUAACUGCCAGGGUAAUUAAUGAACAAGAACAUGAUGUUAUUAAACAAAAAACACAGACAUCUUUACAAGCAAGAGAACUGAUUGAUACGAUUUUAGUAAAAGGAAAUACCGCAGCCGCCAUAUUCAAAACCUCUCUACAAGAAACUGACCCUAUGCUCUACAAGCAUUUAUUUGUGCAACAGGACAUAAAGUAUAUUCCCACAGAAGAUGUUUCAGAUCUACCAAUGGAAGAACAGUUGCGCAGACUACAAGAAGAACGAACUUGCAAAGUGUGUAUGGACCAGGAAGUGUCCAUAGUGUUUAUUCCUUGUGGUCAUCUAGUAGUAUGCAAAGACUGUGCCUCUUCUCUGAGAAAAUGUCCUAUUUGUAGAGGAACAAUCAAAGGGACAGUCCGUACGUUUCUUUCAUGAAGAAGACCCAAAACUUUGUCUGAACUUCAGAUUAGCUUAUCAAAUGUGUUAUAACUUUAACUUUUAUACUGAUUUGGUUUCCUUAAAAAUGUUAUUUAUUUACCACUUGAAAAUAUUGUUUUAUAUAAAUAUAUAUAUCUAAAACAUAUGAACAUAUAUAUUUUAGAUACCAAGAGAGUAAUAGGCUUUUGUGAACAAAAAACAGGAAUAACACUACAAACACAAUAGCCAAUCAAAAUUUCAGCAGAAUUGGAAUUGUAAGUGAAGUAAAACUUAAGAUAUCUGAAUUUACCUUUAGGAAUUUUAGAUAUUUGGGAGUUGUAUUAAGAACAAGGAACACAAUUCUCUGCCUUUUUGGAUCAGUGUCCUAUACAUGGAAGGUCUCAAUGUUUGUUGAAUGACUUUAUAGGGACAUGGUGUUUUUGUAAAGAAGUCUGUGAGCAACAAUUUAAUAAAGCAACAGAAAUUACUCUU
Molecule: messenger RNA, 3780 nt
Organism: Carlito syrichta (Philippine tarsier)
Lineage: Eukaryota; Metazoa; Chordata; Mammalia; Primates; Tarsiidae
Gene: BIRC3
Product: baculoviral IAP repeat containing 3
Exons: 8
Coding region: 1495-3306 (603 amino acids)
Biological process (GO): negative regulation of apoptotic process; regulation of cell cycle; positive regulation of protein ubiquitination
Cellular component (GO): cytoplasm; nucleus
Molecular function (GO): ubiquitin protein ligase activity; cysteine-type endopeptidase inhibitor activity involved in apoptotic process
Source: RefSeq, a predicted model, not a curated record